Messenger RNA from Prunus avium (sweet cherry), 1500 nucleotides. It is a transcript of the gene NF-YB3, whose product is annotated as nuclear factor Y, subunit B3. The record is from RefSeq and is a predicted model, not a curated record. Lineage: Eukaryota; Viridiplantae; Streptophyta; Magnoliopsida; Rosales; Rosaceae. Gene Ontology annotation, molecular function: RNA polymerase II cis-regulatory region sequence-specific DNA binding; protein heterodimerization activity; DNA-binding transcription activator activity, RNA polymerase II-specific. Gene Ontology annotation, cellular component: nucleus; CCAAT-binding factor complex. Gene Ontology annotation, biological process: regulation of transcription by RNA polymerase II.
CACAUGUUAGAACGUGAUUAGAUGAAAAUAGCAAAAUAGUGAUAUUUCCGUUCCACAUACAAGUUCUUCUAAUAUUGUUUAGACGAGGGUUAUAUUUCCGAGAGAUUCUACAGUCUCAACAAACUGCUUGCUAUGUAAGCCUUAGCCGCGGCUUUCAGUAACGGCUACAAGUAAGACCACGUGUGGAAACCGGUGGAUUCAACGGUUUAGAUUUGACUUUUACACUUUGUUCGACUCGGCUACAGCUUAGAGCCAAAGCCGCAGCAGCGGCCUGAAGAUUCUCAAAACGGACAGCAGCAUACGUGUCACUUCCACUGCCGUUAGAUCCAACACCCCACACUCCAAUCCAACAACCCAAAAACCCCCACCUAACUCACAACUUAUCGAGAAACAACCGGCCCAGAACGAUCCACGUGUCGCUCCCGAUGCAUUAUUAACCCUCCAGAUCCAACGGACCCCAACACCUCCGCCUCUCCUCCCGCAUCGCUCUCCGACGCAGUCCAUCCGAGACGCCCAAGACCCCCGAUAAUGGCCGAUUCGGACAACGACUCGGGCGGGAACAACGACGGCAGCCACGCUCAGAGCGGGGAGCUGUCGGCGCGUGAGCAGGACCGAUUCCUGCCGAUCGCUAACGUGAGCCGGAUCAUGAAGAAGGCGCUGCCGGCGAACGCGAAGAUCUCGAAGGACGCGAAGGAGACGGUGCAGGAGUGCGUGUCGGAAUUUAUCAGCUUCGUCACCGGAGAGGCGUCCGACAAGUGCCAGAGAGAGAAGAGGAAGACGAUCAACGGGGACGAUUUGCUCUGGGCGAUGACGACGCUAGGGUUCGAGGAGUACGUGGAGCCGCUCAAGGUUUAUCUGCAGAAGUUUCGGGAGGUGGAGGGCGAGAAGACCACCAUGGGCGGCAGAGACAAGGAUAGUGCAGGCGGCGGCGGUGGGGGGGCUUCCGGUGGCGGUGUAAGCUCUGGGUCAAGCGGCGGUGGUGGUGGGUAUAAUGGGGUUUAUGGUGGAAUGGUGAUGAUGGGUAAUCAUCAUCAUAAUCAGGGACACGUGUACGGUUCUGGUGGCGGGUAUCAACAACAUCAAAUGGGUAUGGGAAGUGGAGGAGUUAGGGUUGGGAAUAGUGGAGGUUCAGGUAGUGGUGGAAAUGGUGGAGCUUCAGUUGUGAGGUGACUCAGGUCAAUGCAGGUGCUUUGCUGGGUGGGUUUAAUUAGGGAUGAUGAUUAUGACUGUUAAUCUUAAUUUAGGUGGGUUAAUUAAAUUUCUUGCGUUCUAUAUCUGUGUGUGUGUGUGUGUUUGUCUGUAAGUGUAAUUGUGGGAAAAGGAAAGGGGUAUAGUGGGAAAGGAAAAAUGUAUGUAUGUAGCUAAUAGAGGGAGGGAGGUAAGAAAAAGUAGAAACAAGAACUGGGUGUAUCUGUAAUUGUAUCAUAUUGAUUCUCAUGUAGAUAGUUUUGAUUAAACCCCAAUUUAUUUGUUGGACUUUGGUUGGUUCUAAAUUUCCAA